Messenger RNA from Seriola dumerili (greater amberjack), 2556 nucleotides. RefSeq names its product eukaryotic translation initiation factor 2 alpha kinase 1 (gene eif2ak1). Lineage: Eukaryota; Metazoa; Chordata; Actinopteri; Carangiformes; Carangidae. The transcript is spliced from 15 exons. The coding region runs from base 344 to 2332 and encodes 662 amino acids. Gene Ontology annotation, biological process: protein phosphorylation. Gene Ontology annotation, molecular function: ATP binding; protein kinase activity. The record is from RefSeq and is a predicted model, not a curated record.
AACACAACAUCUGUGUUGAUUUUACGCUGUAGUUUUGAGUGUAACAUUUUUUUCACUUGCAGUUAAUGACGUUGUAAGUCACGCACGUUUAUUUUGAGACGGUCCCUGAACAGCUGUUAAAUCAUGGUCGUUUGUGAACAUGGUGAACAGUAGGGGACUUUGGGGUAGUUUUCUCUGUCUUUUCUGACAUAUUCGUGCGAUGUAAACAUUAGCGGAGCUAGAGUUAAACGAGUAUUUUGACGACGUAUCUUACUGCAGAUAUGGGGUAGCUACUGUGAAUUGGGCAGCGUUUUAAAAUUAGCACUUUGUUUCGUCAAACUGUCGUUAUUUACAUACAACAAAAAUGUACAGUUCAUCAUCCAACAACGGACUCCUGCGGUCGGACGAAUGUUCCGGUAAUGGCAGCAACAUUUUGGUCCGACACAGCCUCGGAUCCGGCAGGAGGAAACACGAGGCUGGGACUAACAUUAGCCUGCUAAGUUUGGCAAGCGAAGAGGACGAUGAAGUCCAGUUUGACACUUCGGACACAGAUAAUGACUGUGAGGUGUUAAUAGCUGGUAGACAUUACCCAUCCAUCCAAGAGUUUGCCUCAGCGAUCCCCAACCACCUUCUCCUGGGGUCCCUGCUGGAGCACCUGUGCUUCGUCUACGAGAGUAAUCCAGCACGCUCACGUACGCUGUUUAAAGUCAUUGGCCAGCGAUUAGCAGCUAUGAACCUCCUCUCGCCGUUGGCCAUAAGUGAUGAGUUCAGCACCGUCAGACUACAGCACAACCGGGCCUUCACUGAGCUGCUUAAUGCCGCCAGCUCCUCCUUGUACCCGCAGGGUCUCGGCACAAACACGCACAAUCCCUCUGCAAGACCUAAGGAGGGACUAUUUCAAGCGCAGACCUCACGAUAUCUUAGUGAGUUUGAAGAAAUCUGCAGACUUGGGAAAGGAUCAUAUGGAAAUGUUUUUAAGGUUAUGAACAAACUUGAUGGACAAUAUUAUGCUGUGAAGAAAAUUCUCAUCAAAAAUGUCUCAAAGGAUGACUGCAUGAAGGUCCUUAGGGAAGUCAAAGUGUUGUCCAGCCUGCAGCAUGUAAAUGUUGUGGGUUAUCACACUGCAUGGAUGGAACAUGUUCAGCCUGCAGCACAUCCUGAGUCUCUCCUGCCUGCACUGGAAUCACCUGGACAACAAGACAAUUUUGAUGGGAGCCCUGACAACAGCGACACCAGCUUGUCUAUAGUCUUUCAAAGCCUCAGUGAAUCACCAACAGAUAAAGCUGCAAGUGCCAAAGUAUCUCCAAAAGAGACCGAGUCGGCUUUAGUGCCAACCCAAGAGAAGGGCCAGGUGUUGUGUCCCAAGACGAUGCGCCGCCUCCCUGAGAACUACGUCCCCUGUGUGUUCCUGGGACAGCGCGAUCCCGUGAAGAGCUCCAAGUGUCCUGCCACGGGUUGGGACAGCUCAGCACUGUUAGAGGAGGACUCCAGCAGGAGUAGCAUCGAGCUGAACAACAACUCCUGCAACGACAAGGAGUGCCAACAGUGGGCUGACAAACGCACAAUAAAGCCUUCUAAAGAGGUACAGUUCCACCUGAUGCUCUACAUCCAGAUGCAGCUGUGUGAUCGCUCAGUAAAGGACUGGAUCUCUGAGAGAAACGCCAAACCCAAAGAAGAACAAACCUCAAGAUGUCCUUACGGAUGUGUUGAUACUGAACACACUGUCAGCCUGUUGAGAAACAUACUGGAAGGGGUGGAGUACAUUCACUCCAGGGGAAUCAUACACAGAGACCUGAAGCCAAGGAACAUUUUCCUCCGUGCUCAUGACUGCCAUGUUCGGAUUGGGGACUUUGGUUUGGCCUGCCGGGAUUUACUAGUGGAUGGACAUAAAAGCACCAACUCUCCCAACAGUGAUUCCUCACAUACUACUGGUGUUGGUACAUUUGUGUAUGCUGCACCAGAACAAUUGAAGGGCUCCCAUUAUGAUUCAAAGUCAGACAUGUACAGCAUUGGAGUGCUGGCGCUCGAGCUAUUCCAGCCCUUUGGGACAGAGAUGGAGCGGGUCCGGACCCUUGGGGACCUGAGAGAAGGGAAAAUCCCAGACUCAUUCUGCCACAGAUGGCCAGCCCUGGCUAAGUACAUCAUGAAGCUAACAAGUAAAGAUCCUAGUGUUCGGCCCACAGCCAGCCAGCUUCUACAGAGUGAACUCUUCUGCAGCAAGGACAGGUUGAUCCAUGGUUUGCAGAGAAGGGUUGAAGAGCAGGAGGAAGAGAUCAUGCAGCUGAGGAGACAGAUCAGUCGGCUUCAGAGCUCACAAGCCACAGUUCAUGUCUCUGAGUUGGACAAGACCUGAGCCUUAAAAAUGUCAACAACCCACAGACUGUCAAAACUUGAUUUUUUUUUUAACUACUUCUGUACUGUGAUUUGGUACAAGUGGUAGAGAGAGAGAGUGUGUGUGUGUGUGUGUGUAAGCAUUUGAGUGUAUCUUGUACACCUGGAUGUAAGGGUGCAAUUAUUUAUUUUCAUUCAGCUGUUGAAUAAAACCCAUUUCGGCUAUGUCUGAUGGGAUUUCUAAGA